CCACCCUCUAUCCAAUCGUCCUCUCACUUUUCUCUGCAUCCCACUUUCACAUGUACCAUUCUUCUCCGCACCCAACCCUUGUAACCUUUGUAUAUACCUUAAUAACCCGAAAAUCGAUCGCAAGACACGCCGUGUCGAUUCCCUCACCGACAUGGAUUCAUGGAAGGCAAUUCAUUCAAGCAUUCGCCCUCCACCUACUCAGAGGAAUCACUCGGUACUCGCUCCGGUCGUCGUCUUCGAUGCUGCACCCGCUAGUCCAGCACUGAGUACUUCUGAUUGUGGGCUCCUGAGCCCGCGUAUCGAUGUGGAGGCUUCAGGUUCCAAUGGGUCCUUCGUUCAGACUACCUCUCCUCUCGAGCAGUCACCUUCGGGGCGCUGGGCGACUAGCUCCAUACCCGGCGUGGACAUCCAAGCAGGAUCAGACAGUACUUCGGAAGCACUUCAACGCGAACCACCUUGUUCUCAGGCGUUUGUUCCAAGACCUCCUGUCCAAUUGCGUGUCUCAAUUAUAGUAGACCCCGAACGACAUUAUGAAAAGCUGGUGAAGGCGAAGGUUCAAAUUGUCCUUGUCUUGACGGCCCUAGUGCAGCUGCCUGAUCGCCGCGAGACAUGGGUGGAGCAAAGCAGAACGGAGCUCAUGGUAUUAGAAAAGGGGCGACACGAGGGUCACUUUGUCAAAGUGCUGCCACUUCAAAUUCAAGAAAGCUUUCUUGUCGUAGGGUUCACGCUCUUGCUCGUACCUCCGUCAAGCGCCAGCCAAAAAUUAAUCGCAGCGUUCCCUGGACUCGAUGGUCUGGUGCCUUGGGCAGAAACAUCGGUCGCGAUUGAACAUUUUGAUCUGGGAUCCUUUGGCGAAUCUGACGGCGAUAUUUUUCAUGAGAACAGCCAUUCUCAGACGUACCUCUCGUCAUUCUCUACCCCCCUCAUGGAGAUAUCUGCGCUGCCCGAUAUCGGACUGAGAAAGAGCAAGCAAACAGUUGCCACGUUGAGCGUUGUCGUGGAGGAAAUGCUGCCAAAGAUACUUCGGACAAAGGCGAUCGCGGAGAAACACAGGACUGGUCCUAGCUUCACGCAGACCUAUCAUGGACACACUGUUCGAGGGACUAUUGUGUAUGGUCGUGAGCACUUGUAUGAAUCCCCAUUAGCAUUCACUCUGCCUCUAAAGUUACUUCAGUUUCUUGCGCAAGAUGAGAGGAGAGUCCUAGAAGAAAUGGAGAGAGAGCCCGGUGUAUCAUUAUCCGAUAUGAUCCAAGCAGUGCCCUUGGAUCACCAGCCUAAUCCGAUCACGCGAGGUGCAAGCUUCCUGGACAAUUUGCGAAGGAGUACAGCACGGCCAAGCAUUACUUCAAAGGAGGAUGCGUCAAAGUCAACGAGAGCACGUCAGAUCGGCCUAUCGGAGGAGGAUUCGCAGCUUCAGAAGCUGCUCAGACAGCAGAUCAGCGCCCACCGUAAUAUUGAGGUCUACUACCAAGAAAUGACGUCCAAGGUUGAGCAACGGCUGAGAGAUAACCUGGAGAUUGGACAAGGAGCAUUUCGCAGAAGUUCCGAAAAGAAGGAAGAGUCGGUGCAAUGGAUCCCUUUGAACUGCUGUGUGCAGGAUUUGCUUGUCUACGAUGAUGGAUAUCAGACCAAUUACCAGACAACAACAGUUGGAGCCGCAGCAGCCCAUAACGCAGGAUUCACUCGAUGGGCUAAUCUACAAACGCUGAGCCAGGUACCUGCACUUGGUGCCUAUUGGGACGUUCAGGAGCGGGGAAACGACCUCAUACGGGACUUCAAGGCUCUGCAGGAGAUCCUCGCCACUUGCUCCUCUGAUUUCAACUCUCUCAUGGCCUCAGAAGAAGAUUUAAACGGACCAAGGAUCUGGGCGCUUCUCAAGGAAAUUAAGUUCUUGAACAAUGAGAUCGUAUCGUUUGGCAAUUUCCUUCUCUCCCAAUUCUUGACGACCAUGUCAACGGAGGGUAGCGCGCGUUUCGUUUGUGCCGAGAUCAGGAGUCUUAUCGAACGACUGAAGCAGAUCGACCUGGCCGAGAACGAGGCAGAACAGCAGGAUCCGACACAAGGACUUUCCUCAACAUGGCUGGCUCACUGCAGACGAUCUAUCAGAGAAACAGUCAGCUGUACACAGGACCUGAACAGCUUUGUUGUCAUUGCAGUCCAGCACGAGUGCCUGGUGACUGAUGCUGCGUUUGUGGCUACGCCGGAGUGGAUCAUGGUAAAAAAGACGCGCGAGUGCUGUCUUUCACAGAUUAUUACAGCACUAGCAACAUCUUUCCAAGCGGUACUGGAAGACUGGUGGACAAACAUGGCAGCAGCAUUGCAGAAGGAACAGAAAAUCACUGAACAAGAGCAGCAACGGCAAGACCAGCAUCAUCCAGAAUGUCGACGCUUUUUAUCUCGGGACAUGGACUUUAUCAGCGAAGAGAGCUCAAAUGUUGCAAGGGAAGACCGGGUCCAAGAAGAGGUGCCGACGUCGGAACCAUCCAUCAGAUCUCGCAACUCAAUCAAACGCAGAGGAAAGGGAAUAGCGGUCCGACGAUCGUCCCAGAGAUCAACAACAUCCAAUAACUCUUCUGUCGGCUCGGCUUCAAGCGCCUUGGGCGGCAUGGACCCCAAAUCACGAUCGAAAUCGACUCCCCGGCAUCCAUUGGAACACUCUCCUCAGGCAAAAGCCCAGAACAACCUUUUCUGGAACCAGCUGAUGACUUUAGGGUGGCUCGCGCAGAUCAGUAGCCUUCUUUCAACUCAAGGCAGCGAGCUGGGCAUGCUUCUGGAUUUUGCACAAGCAGUUGCCGAUGCACGAGAAACAGUUACGAUCAGCUUCCAUUGUCGGCCCCAGGUUCCUGCCAGCUUGCCAACAUCUCCAAGGAGCCCAAAAUCAACUUUAAGAGCAAAUUCGAUCGAUCUGGAUGAAAUUGGAGACAAUUCAAUACAGAUAUCCGGUCGCAGGGGGCGACUCACACUGUCGUUCGGCCUGGAGCCACAGCAGUUUUCGUUGCUGCCGGAUCAGCUGAAAGCGGGUAUCGCCAAGAUUCAGGUCUGGCCCGUACUCUUUUCCCAAGGAAUCAACGAGAUGCAGACCAUUUCCAAUCUGACUGGAAAAUCACCUCUACAGCGCUCGAUCAACGAAGAGGGACUUCGACAUAUGCAGAGCUAUGUUCUGCGCUACCUUGCUUGGCAUGCACAACAUCAAGCGGCUGCGGAGAUCAGUGAAGUGCUGCCCGAUAAGACUAGGGACAACCCUGCACGACCCUAUGCUACCUGGAAGAACCGUGCUAACCUUUCCUCGGUAUCGGUGAUGUCGAAUCUGAGUUCCGACUGGGAUAUGGUGUCACCUACAAAAGCCGAACUGUGGAAUGGUGAGCCCCUGGUAGCCGAGCUCCUGAAUCACUUGGAGAUGGCGGUGCUGGGACAUUCGGACGAGACAAGGUCGCUUUUAAGCUCCUCCGCGACAUCCCUGGACGAAGGCGGUUCUGAGGUCUUCAGCGAAACGACUAUUGCGGAAACUGUACCAGGUUCAGCACCAGGAAUCUUUGGGACGAUGGUAGAAUUUGGAACUUCCAAGCUGCUCAGCUUCAGGGGCUCGAAGGACACUUGCAUACUGGAGUGCGCGGAGGCACUCACCCGAGCCCUUGGCCAGAUCAAGACACUAGGUCAUGUCGAGGGUACCAGCAGUCAGUCAUGGAAAUCUAAGGGCAAGAGCGUGCAACCUGAUGGUUAUGUUUUUCAGGCGGAUAUGGACAGGUGCGAAUGCUUUACUCGAUCCCAAGACGCGCCCACGACAAUGUCAUUCACCUCCCUAUGGGUCACUAGCCACAUUUCUUCUUGCAAGAGCGCCAAGGACAGAACUUCGAUGUCGGUUACCUUAUCGCAAGCGAAUCUUCUAAGGGCAUGCCAUGGGCUGCAGACUGGUCCGGAGCAAAGCGGUGAAGAUGAUUGGCAGGCUAUUUUGGACGCGAUGAGGAGUGAGAUUGGAGUGCGGAUUAAAAAUGUGGAAAGGAACCUCAAGCUGGGGGACUUUGCAAAGGAUUUACUAUGGCUAUCUGCGUUUGGAUCUCCAGAACCGCAGCAGCAGCCCAUGUAUGCCUUUGACGCCUCAAGUAGCCAUUAUCAAGAGUCCGACUAUUCGCCUGACGCAAUCACCCUCGUUCGCUCGUUACUUCCUGGAACAACACAGCUGGACAUAAGCGGCAUUUUGACAGCCAAAUCAGAAGACGACAUGGAUGAGCCGGACGCGCGGGAAGACUCUGUCGAUUCGAUUGACGAUGAUGUGGCCUUGCUGGAACCUAACUCUCCGGAAUAUACGCAAGCGAGUGAUACUGUGGCAGGGACAUCUCAGCUGUUAUCUCCGAUUUUGCUGGAAUCUCCACCACCACCACAGAAACUUGUCAGGUCCUCAACAGGACCUGCGCUGGCGCCGGUCGUAACUCUGGAUACUAAUGUCGGCCAAGAGCAAGACAGCAAUCUAUCACUGUCCCCUUUUUCUGGGUCGCAGGAUGCUCUCGUGAAGCCCAUGAAUAUCCCUGAUGGACAUCCUCAAGAACAAGAACAGACCAGGAUGGAAGAGCAUUACACAUCCUUCCCUGACUCAUUUGAUGAGCCGGUUCUGGCAGUGCGCUUGGCACGAUCGCUUGGUUUGGACGCACUAGGAAAAUCCUUGGCCUCGGACACUUCCUCAAUUGAAAGAUCACCACAACAGGCACGGACUCAAGACUAUCCUCCGCAAAACCAGACUCGGCGAGCAGUAGGCAUGCAUCGAUCAACGCCCUCUUGGUCCUCUCAACAGUCGGUCUUCUACCAACAGCAACGGCAGCAGCAGCAGCAGCAAAUUGCCUCGCCUCACAGUCAGAAAGUACCUGCUUUGACGAGGCGUCUUUCUUCAUUUGGACUUGGACUGGGAUUGAUUUCAAAGCCGAAGGACUCGCUUCCUUUUAUCGAUAGGGAAUCUUUGAUCAACUCUGCUCAAGCGCACACCCGCAGUGAAAGCCAAGGAAGCGUUGACUAUGGCGGCUCGUCGCAGAUAUCCAGUCCUCCAGGCUCGAGCAGUAGCAGAACGGCAGUGGUAGCGCAUGAUCGAAACGUUACUGUGACAAAGGCUAAGAAAGGGAAGUUUGCAUUCAACAAGGUCCAGCUCAAGUUCCUCCCUGCUGCCUAUCGACCCCCUCGGCGCAUGACAAGCAACUUAUUUGAGAGUUAGAGCUAAAUAAAUAAAAGACCGCAAGGUACGCGU
Molecule: messenger RNA, 5230 nt
Organism: Gamsiella multidivaricata
Lineage: Eukaryota; Fungi; Mortierellomycota; Mortierellomycetes; Mortierellales; Mortierellaceae
Exons: 4
Coding region: 152-5197 (1681 amino acids)
Cellular component (GO): cytoplasm
Molecular function (GO): phosphatidylinositol-3,4-bisphosphate 4-phosphatase activity
Source: RefSeq, a predicted model, not a curated record